Messenger RNA from Trematomus bernacchii (emerald rockcod), 1262 nucleotides. It is a transcript of the gene selenot1a, whose product is annotated as selenoprotein T, 1a. Gene Ontology annotation, biological process: cell redox homeostasis. Gene Ontology annotation, cellular component: endoplasmic reticulum membrane. The transcript has 6 exons. The record is from RefSeq and is a predicted model, not a curated record. Gene Ontology annotation, molecular function: thioredoxin-disulfide reductase (NADPH) activity. Lineage: Eukaryota; Metazoa; Chordata; Actinopteri; Perciformes; Nototheniidae.
GGAAGAGAGGAGGAGGGGCCGGGCAGUGACGCUCAGAUUAACCUGCUGCCUCCUCGGCUUCACACCGACGGACAGGCGGAGGAACCAAACCCUGGCACGGUUAGCGAUGAAGUGGUUGCAGUUUUCGCUCCUCGUUGUAGGGCUUUCCUCGCUGUUGUGCGCCUCGUCUGGCGACAACAGUGGAGUGAAGAAAAUGAAGAUGCAGUUUGCAAAUGGACCUCUUCUCAAGUUUCAAAUUUGCAUUUCCUGAGGGUACAAGCGGGUGUUUGAGGAGUACAUGCAGGCCUUGUACCAGCGGUACCCAGACAUCCGUAUUGAAGGGGAGAAUUAUCUUCCUAUCCCCCUCUACAAACAUUUUGCUUCCUUCCUGUCUGUGUUCAAACUGCUGGUGAUUGGGCUGAUCAUUAUCGGCAGGGACCCAUUCGCCCUCAUCGGUAUGCAGGCACCUGGCAUCUGGGAGUGGGGCCAGGGAAACAAGAUAUAUGCAUGCAUGAUGGUGUUCUUCUUCAGCAAUAUGAUUGAAAACCAGUUAAUGUCUACAGGAGCUUUUGAAAUCACAUUAAAUGAUGUACCAGUGUGGUCCAAACUAGAGUCCGGUCACCUGCCCUCCAUGCAGCAGCUUGUGCAAAUCCUGGACAACGAGAUGAAGAUGAACGUUCACAUGAACACAGGAACACACCUCCACUCCUAACCCUACUCGUCUAAUCCUGGCUAGAGCUAAAAGCCCCUCCAUGUUUGAGGUGGGAUCCUCUCUGGGCUGUGAAGUGAUGUUUAUGAAGGUCUGCGCUGAAGGCAGGAAAACUGCUAGCACAGACUGGAUGCCCCCAUCAACCUUCACCAUGCCCAUUGGAGAUAUCCCGCCCCUGACGCCAGAGUGGGAUCCAUGGCAACAGUGCCGGCCAAUUUUGUUUUGUUUUUGUCAUCUUCUUGAUCUAUUCAAACUACUGCAGAUUUCAUCCAGGUGACCUCAGUGGUCCCAUAAGGAGAGAUUUAACAUUGAUUAUUAUAGUCUUUAACCUAUUGCAUACAACUGAUCCAUGUGAUUUAAAACGUGUUCUUUGUACCACUGAGCCACAUGUAGAGUUUUUAAGUUACUUGUUCUAAACCUAGCUUAACCAUGUAGAACAUGCAACACUGUCAUCAUUGUUGUGGAAAUAACAUUGGGAAAUUGUUGUCUUGGUAUGAUUUCUGAAUAAUUUUUAUAUUUGCAUAACUUGAAGGAAGCUGAAAGAAAAUUAAACAUAUUGUAACUAUUUAACUGU